Calypte anna (Anna's hummingbird) is the source of this 2256-nucleotide messenger RNA. It is a transcript of the gene GAS2L2, whose product is annotated as growth arrest specific 2 like 2. The record is from RefSeq and is a predicted model, not a curated record. Gene Ontology annotation, cellular component: actin filament; stress fiber; cytoplasm. NCBI's taxonomy places the organism in Eukaryota, Metazoa, Chordata, Aves, Apodiformes, Trochilidae. Gene Ontology annotation, biological process: actin crosslink formation; microtubule bundle formation; regulation of microtubule polymerization or depolymerization. Gene Ontology annotation, molecular function: microtubule binding; cytoskeletal adaptor activity; actin filament binding.
AUGUGGGGGACACCGAGCACCACGGUGCGGAGCAUCCGUCCCUACCAGUCCGGCGAGCAGUACCUUUGUGCCAUGAAGGAGGACUUGGCCGAGUGGCUGAAGGAGCUGUACGACCUAGACAUUGAGGUGGGCACCUUCUUGGAGGUGCUGGAGACAGGGGCUGUGCUCUGCUCCCACGCCAACAACAUCACCCACGUGGCCAAGGAGUUUGCCUCUGCCUGCCCUGGCGUGGCCCAGCACCUCCACCUGCCCGCUGCCGGUGUCACCUGCAACCUCACGGCACAGCCAGGCACCUUCCAGGCCAGGGACAACAUCUCCAACUUCAUCCAGUGGUGCAGGAAGGAGAUGGAUAUUAAAGAUGUCCUGAUGUUUGAGACGGAGGACCUGGUGCUGAGGAAGAACGAGAAGAACUUUGUGCUGUGCCUGCUGGAGCUGGCACGCCGGGCUGCCCGCUUCGGGAUGCGUCCCCCAACCCUCAUCCAGAUGGAGGAGGAGAUCGAGGAGGAGCUCCGUGAGGAGCUGGAGCUGCCAUCCACGGAUACUCAGCUCCCCAGGCCCCCCAGGAAACCACGGGACCUCAACAACCUCGACCAGAUGGUCCAACACCUGGUGAGCCGCUGUACCUGCCCAGUCCAGUUCCCCAUGGUCAAGAUAUCUGAAGGGAAAUACCGUGUGGGUGACUCUGACACCCUCAUCUUUGUCAGGGUCCUGCGGGACCACGUCAUGGUGCGGGUCGGGGGCGGCUGGGACACGCUGGGGCACUACCUGGACAAGCACGAUCCCUGCCGCUGCACCUCGCUCUCUCACAAACAAGCCUGGAAAAGCCGCAGCCCCCAGCAUCAAGUGCAGCACGAGGUCUGGCUGUCCCCAGCCUCCAAGGUGGCCACCCGUGGCCAGCCCCAGCCCACACUGCUGGUCAGCCGCUCGCAGAGCCCCCUGCCCCCCAUUACCUGGGGGUCCCGUGUCCCCUCCAGUCCCCACCGACCUGCCACCCCCUUACCAGAGGGCUCGGGUCACCCACGGGGUGCCAGCCCUCACCGGGACCCAGCACAGCCCCGGGGGGUCCCCUCGGGCAGGUAAGUGGUGCAGAAAUCCUGCGUGACGUGGCAGCCAACACCAUCCAGGUCACCCACUCGACCCAGCACCCCUUGCCAUGGGGCUAAGAGCCGGGCACCCACCCCCUCCCGGGUAGCCCCCAGCACCCAGGACAGCGUGGGGGUCCCCAAGACACCUUGUGGGCCCACCCGAGGGAGAACCCCCCCAGCACUGGCACAGGGCAGGUGCACAACACCCAACACCCAGCAGACACCAGCACCUCCAAAAAGCACCCAGCAAAGAGCCAAAUCACCUGCCAUGGCUGCCAGGCUGCAGGAAGGGGGGGUCCCUGCCUUGGUGACACCCCGUGCCCCCAGCCCCAUCAAGCUCUGUGCCCCCUCCCCACACCAGAAUGCCCGGGGAGACUCACAGAGCCAGAAACACCCACGGGAAGGGAGAGGGGGAGCCCUAGGCCAGGGCCAACCACCCUCACCCCAGAAUCCCUCCAACCCCCCUCUGAAACAGGAUGGCAUCAGUAUCCCCCCCCCCAAAGCCAGCCCACCCAUUCGCUGUACCCCCACCCCUCCAGCCAGGCUUGCAGAUGGGUGCAAGGGCUGUGCUGCUGGGGGGGGUCCCCGUCAGUGCCCCCCAUCCCUGACCACAAGGGCUGCCGAGGGACUGGAGGUGCCAGGGGAUGAACUGGGGGGAGCCUGUGCCCCUGUCAGUGGGAGUGGGGGUCUCAAGGGGUGCUGGGGGCAGGCGCAGCCCCCUGGCUAUGACAGGGUGGUGGAGGAGCUCUCCCACGGGAGGCAGCCCCUGCGUCCUGUAGAUCUGGGGAGCUGGGUACCCAAAACCCCCCUCCCCACCCCACAGCCCACCACCCUACCCACCAGUGGGAAGGUGGAGGGGCAGGGUGUGGGGUCCCAGACUCCACAGGGGCCCAAAGCCAGCGCUGUCCCCAAACCCCGGCGGUGCCUGAAGAAACCCGAACGCGUGCCUUCCAUCUACAAGCUGAAGCUGCGGCCCAAAGUCCGUCCCCGCCGGGACCACAGGCCCGGCAAGAGACCCUCACGCAUCCCCACCCCCUUGGGGCAGCGCCAGCGUCGCCCCCCGGGGCCCCCCCGUCAGCCCCCACCCCCUGACACCCGUCCCGGGGCCAAGCCCUCCCCGGCUGACAGCGGAGCCUGGCUGACCGAGGAUGAUGAGGAGGUGUGGGUCUGA